This is a messenger RNA of Cylicostephanus goldi, 180 nucleotides long. The record is from the annotation of a GenBank genome assembly. Lineage: Eukaryota; Metazoa; Nematoda; Chromadorea; Rhabditida; Strongylidae.
AUGAAAGAGGACGUGGACCUGAAUGUGUUGUUAGAAGAUUGCCCUGGAGAAUUAUUUCAAUUUGCAGCACAUCUAAAAACGUUAACAUAUCCGGAUAUGCCUGACUAUGACUUUUUGGAAAGCUUGCUCAUACAAGUAAUCAAUAAGUAUGUUUUUCAUUGUCGUUGUCUUUUCCAAUAA